Cajanus cajan (pigeon pea) is the source of this 1362-nucleotide messenger RNA. RefSeq names its product transcription factor MYB3. Lineage: Eukaryota; Viridiplantae; Streptophyta; Magnoliopsida; Fabales; Fabaceae. The record is from RefSeq and is a predicted model, not a curated record.
UGUAACCACUCGUCUUUCUCACCAACUCGGUCAAAUACUCUCUCUCUCGCAUUACUCCUCUCAGAAAAAGAAGGUCCCCGAGUCAAUUGCACCUCCUCUUGUUCUCCACCACCUCCCAUUUAUAUUCCCUUUUCCCACCAAUUACUUUUCCCACACCACUCUCUCUCUCUCUCUCUCUCUCUCUCUUCACCCUCACCACUCACCAACCAUGGGUAGAUCCCCCUGUUGCGAGAAGGAACACACCAACAAAGGAGCUUGGACCAAGGAAGAAGACCAACGCCUCAUCAACUACAUCAAACUCCACGGCGAAGGUUGUUGGAGAUCCCUCCCCAAAGCUGCUGGCUUGCUCAGAUGCGGCAAGAGUUGCAGACUCAGAUGGAUUAAUUACCUCAGACCUGAUCUCAAGAGAGGCAACUUCACUGAAGACGAAGAUGAACUCAUCAUAAACCUCCACAGCUUACUCGGAAACAAAUGGUCUCUCAUAGCUGCAAGGUUGCCUGGGAGAACCGAUAACGAAAUCAAAAACUAUUGGAACACUCACAUCAAGAGAAAACUCUAUAGCCGUGGAAUCGACCCACAAACCCAUCGCCCACUUAACGCUUCAGCAUCUCCGGCAGCCACCGCCGCCGUUGUUCCGGUGGUAACGGUCACCUCAAGCAACAACAAAAACGACCAAGACAGCAGCAGCAGCAACAACAACAACAACAAUAACAACGGUUUUCAGUUGGUGAGUAGCGGUUACGUUAACGCAAAGAUUGGAAGCGAUUUGGUUGGGGAAGAUUCGAAUAGUAGCAGCGGGGUUACCACGGAAGAAGCCUUGCCUCAUCAUCAACUCAACUUGGACCUUUCCAUUGGGCUUCCCUCUCAACCCCACGUGAACACGGAAAAGUUGAAACAACAAAUGCAAACACAACCACAUGAGCAUGAUCAAAAGCCGCAUGUUUUGUACCAGUGGUAUGGGAACAUUACUGGCCAAGGUGUGUGCCUGUGUUACAGUCUAGGGCUACAAAGCAACCAAGCUUGUUAUUGCAAAGCCAUGGGUGCUGCUGCUGCUGCUGCUGCUGUUACUGCUGCUACCACUACCACUGCGGUUACUACAACUGCCACCGAGGAUAAUCUAUAUAGACUUUACAGACCCAUGAAUAUUUAGAGCUUCUAAUAUGUCAUCUUAUUGUGACUUAAUUUGCUUUCUUAAUUAACAUCAUCAUCAUGGAUAUAGUUGUAGAAUCCCAAAAUUUUGAGAAAAUUUUGUCUCCAAUUUUUUUGUUUCUUUUCAUUUUGCUCUUAUAGCCUUUUUAUUUAUUAUGAUGUUGAGUUUAAUUUUUAAAUUAACAUCAAGUAAAUACAAUUUUCUUCCCUUAA